AUGGUGCUGCCUGCACACUCAAGACAUGACAUCAUCCUAGGAAGAGAAUCCCAAGGAGACUUCAGUAUGAUUUGCUCUGCACCACAUUCAGCCGUUGGAUUCCCAACGGAAACAGGCAUCGCACUGAUAUACGCAAGCAAGGAAGUCUUAGCAACAAAUGAAAUGAGGCCUACAAAAGUAAGUAAACCAGCGCCACGCGCAGAGGCAGAAAAAUGGGUGUUGAACAGCGCUCACCCAGAACAAACAGUUACCCUAGGGCCAGCGAUGUCCGAACUAACGCGCGCAGCGCUCAAGAAAUUGUUACACGAGAAUAUGGACGUGUUCGCCUGGACACCAUCUGACAUGGUUGGUGUUCCACGGCACAUUGCGGAACACCGUCUAAACGUCUCAGAGGACGCAAAGCCAGUGGUACACGCCAAGCGCCACCUAGGCGAUAUAAAGCAUGACGCCAUGAAAGAGCAAGUACUAGAACUACUGAAUGCAGGCAUCAUCAGAGAAGUCAGAUACCAAACAUGGGUAGCAAGCCCAGUGAUGGUAAAGAAACCAAACGGCAGCUGGAGAAUGUGCGUCGACUACAAAGACCUAAAUAAGGCAUGCCCAUGA
This is a messenger RNA of Helianthus annuus (common sunflower), 603 nucleotides long. RefSeq lists its product as uncharacterized. The transcript has a single exon. Bases 1 to 603 code for a protein of 200 amino acids. The record is from RefSeq and is a predicted model, not a curated record. NCBI's taxonomy places the organism in Eukaryota, Viridiplantae, Streptophyta, Magnoliopsida, Asterales, Asteraceae.